AUGGUAAAUAUUACUAUAUUUUUUUCUGGCAGUGUGAGCAUGCUGGUUUUGUUUGCGGUGGUUAUUGUUCAGGAUGGGAGUGGAGACUAUCGCAGCAUCUCAAAAGCCGUUUCUGCAAUACCUAAUUCAGCUUCGGCCACAUACAUCAUUCACAUCAAGCGGGGAAUUUACAACGAAGCAGUAGAUGUGAGAAUGUAUAAGAACAAUAUAGAAGCACAACAUUUUGUUGCAAAAGACAUCAGCUUUGUGAAUUCCGCCGGAGUCAAUGCCGGACAGGCAGUUGCUGUGAGAAGUGUAGGCUUAAAUCAUGCAUUCUAUAGGUGUAGUUUCAAAGGAUACCAGGACACUUUGUUUAUGAUUUCCGGCAGGAAAUUUUUCUACAAAUGCAACAUCUUUGGAACCCUAGACUUCAUAUUUGGUGACGCAGGCAUCAUGUUCCAGAAUUGCAACAUAUACGGGAGAAAUCCAGAGAAUGAAGGAUUGCCCAUUAUUGUUACAGCUGAAUCAAGGGGUAUAGCGAACAGUGAAUUUUCGACAUGCACUCUGUGCACUUAUCGUCGUUCUUAUACUGUAAUUAGAUAUGGGUCCCACUCAAUUGACACUUAG
Molecule: messenger RNA, 606 nt
Organism: Cornus florida
Lineage: Eukaryota; Viridiplantae; Streptophyta; Magnoliopsida; Cornales; Cornaceae
Product: putative pectinesterase/pectinesterase inhibitor 38
Exons: 3
Coding region: 1-606 (201 amino acids)
Biological process (GO): cell wall modification
Molecular function (GO): pectinesterase inhibitor activity; pectinesterase activity
Source: RefSeq, a predicted model, not a curated record